AUGGCUGCAGUCAUCACUUGGGCCCUGGCCCUCCUCUCAGUGUUUGCAACCACUCAGGCACGGAAGGGUUUCUGGGACUACUUCAGCCAGAGCAGCGGCGACAAAGGCAUGAUGGGCCAGCCGCAGAAGCUGGCACGGGAGAGCAUGAAAAACAGCUUCGAGCAAGACCUCUACAAUGUGAACAGUUUGCUAGAAAAGCUGAACCCCUCCAGCGGGCCCGGGAAGGAGCCUCCCCAGCUGGCACAGGAUCCGGAAGGCAUGAGGAAGCAGCUGCAGCAGGAGCUGGAGGAGGUGAGAGCUCGCCUGGAGCCCUACAUGGCUGCAAAGCAUGAGCUGGUAGGCUGGAACUUGGAGGGCUUAAGGCAGCAGCUAAAGCCCUACACCGUGGAGCUGAUGGAGCAGGUGGGCCUGGGUGUGCAGGAGCUGCAAGAGCAGUUGCGUCUGAUGGGAGAAGACACCAAGGCUCAGCUGCUGGGGGGCGUGGACGAGGCACUGAGCCUGUUGCAGGAAAUGCAAAGUCGCGUGCGGCACCACACCGACCGGGUCAAAGAACUCUUCCACCCUUAUGCAGAGCGCUUGGUGACUGGCAUUGGGCACCAUGUGCAGGAGCUGCACCGCAGUGUCGCUCCUCACGCGGUUGCCAGCCCCGCGCGACUCAGUCGCUGUGUGCAGACCCUGUCCCACAAACUCACACUUAAGGCAAAGGACCUGCACACCAGCAUCCAGCGCAACCUGGACCAGCUGCGCGAGGAGCUCAGUGCCUUCGUUGGCGCCAGCGCAGAUGGGGCAGAGGAUGGAGCUUCCCCGGACCCCCAGGCUCUCUCUGAGGAGGUCCGCCAGAGACUCCAGGCUUUUCGACAUGACACCUUCCUACAGAUCGCUGCAUUCACUCGCGCCAUUGACCAGGAGACAGAGGAAGUCCAGCAGCAGCUAGCACCACCCCCACCUAGUCACAGCGCCUUCGCUCCUGAGUUGGGACACUCAGACAGUAGCAACAAGGCCUUGAACAGACUGCAGAGCCGACUGGAUGACCUGUGGGAAGAUAUUACCUAUAGCCUUCACGACCAGGGUCAUAGCCAGCUGAAAGAGCCCUGAGGGUCUGCUCGCUCAGGUUCACUCCCCAGCUCAUUGUCUGGGGAUGCCUAGAUCCUGAGCCUCUAGCAUGGCCUAUUGGGCAGAGGGUGGAGGGUCCUGCACAGUAUAGGUGAUGCCACCAGAUGUUGCUGCCUCAACCUAUUCAGCCUCCUCAACUCCCCCACCCAGGUGCAUUACAUUCACCAGGUUUUGCAAAUCCAGCUUCUGGUGCUCAUUUGGGAAUCCUCACAAGUUGCAACAUUCGGGGUGAAGGGUGUGGGGAGACUAUGUGUGGGGGAGACUGUCUGCAAGCCGGUACAUGACAGUGCUGGAAGCCUGUGCCACUACAGCCUGGAGUUUGACUCCUGUUACUUCUGGCUGCCUGACGGUCACUGUUACAGCUGGUCCACAGAGAGGAGCUCUUGUCUCCCCAGGGCUGCCCUGAGAGCUUUUGUUGGAAGAGAGCAGGAGAAGAAUAUGAUGGAGGAAGCGUAUUGUGGUGUGUGUAGAUCCCCACCAGCGCUACUGCUGGUGGGUCAGUGACACAAUGGGGCGGAGCCCCUAUUUCCUUAGAUAACUCUGCACCCAUACAAGGAACCGAGCCCUCCACACUGUGAAGACUUCCAAAACCCUGUAGGGAGCAUCCUGUGUGCCCUCCCCAUCUUCAG
Peromyscus eremicus (cactus mouse) is the source of this 1742-nucleotide messenger RNA. RefSeq names its product apolipoprotein A5 (gene Apoa5). Gene Ontology annotation, molecular function: phosphatidylcholine-sterol O-acyltransferase activator activity; phospholipid binding; cholesterol binding. The record is from RefSeq and is a predicted model, not a curated record. Gene Ontology annotation, cellular component: extracellular region; blood microparticle; high-density lipoprotein particle. NCBI's taxonomy places the organism in Eukaryota, Metazoa, Chordata, Mammalia, Rodentia, Cricetidae. Gene Ontology annotation, biological process: cholesterol biosynthetic process; lipoprotein metabolic process; cholesterol homeostasis.